Molecule: messenger RNA, 3183 nt
Organism: Naegleria gruberi
Lineage: Eukaryota; Heterolobosea; Eutetramitea; Acrasida; Naegleriidae
Exons: 2
Coding region: 1-2883 (960 amino acids)
Source: RefSeq, a predicted model, not a curated record
AUGAAUGAUCCCUCUAAUACUUUCCCAGCAGCGAGCCAGCCUUCCACUACUGAUGACAAUAAUCAUGGUGAUGAUGAAGUUGUGGUGAAUAACAGUUCAUCAACUACUCUCUUUCCAACUUUCCCUCCUUCUCUAUCAUCAACAAUCAAUAACACUUCAUCAUUACUUAUUAACAACAAUAAUUCUCUAUUUUCAUUCCAGCCUCUGCAAUCAAACCCACCAAUACCAUCAUCAUCAUUCUUUAACACUUCCAGCAACAAUAAUUCUUCUUCUUCCUUCUUUCAUCACAAUGAUAAUAAUUCAAACAAAACAAAUUUCUUUUCCUCCUCAACUUUUGAAAUUAAAAACAAUAACAACACGCAACUACGAGCCGCAACGAAAGAAGAGCAACAUCAACAACAUGUAAUUACAUCACCAUUAUCACCGAUAAGCCUACGGCUUACAUCUGCUAGUAAUAAUAAUAAUAAUAACUGUACUGGAAUUAAUAAUAACAUGAAUAUUAACAAUAAUGAAUCAACGGAGAGGAGUCUAACAAUUUUCAAAGCAUUGAAUAAUAAUAAUAAUAAUACUAAUAACAAUUUUAAUCACAUUAAUAAUAAUAAUAUUAACAAUAAGGAGGCUAGAUCAUCAUCGGAACGAAUUGGAAGACAAAAUGUAAAUAACAUCUUCUCUAGCCCUUCUCAUGCUAAUAGCAACAAUAUUCAUAACAAUAAUACCUCUCCAUUAUUUUCUCUACAAAGUAAUAGUAAUAAUAGAGAAAUGGAAAUAGAUACCUCAGGAUUACUUGAUUCUGAGAGGGUUUCAUUUAGUAUUAGUACAUCAACAACAAGUAAUCCCAUCAAUUCACUUCCAAUUCCAUACCAAACAGGAGUAGCUGAUUCAACUCUUCAUAUUGCUACUGAAAGCUCAUAUUCAGAAAAUUCACACAAUUUACUGAAUAAUAGUUAUGAUAAUAUAAAUCCCUCCGAGGAAGUUAUUAGAAAAACAAGACACCAAAUUGAAACAGUUGAAAAUUGGGUACGACGUGCAAGUUUUUAUUAUCUAGUGAAGGGAUUAUCAAUAGGAUUAUUGAUUUUCCUCUUUUUAUCCUUAUUUGUGGCAGUUCUUGUUGGCCUUGCUACAUUUGCCUUGGAAGAAAUGAGAACCAAGAGCAUUAGAGAAACGGCCAAGUACAAUUGCUUUAUGGCAGAUAGUGCAAUCAAGAAAAGAAUCGAGGUGACUAUCACUGCUCUAGAUAAUAUUCGAGAGACAGUCAUCUCUUGGGAUUACAAUGUAGAUCCUGACAAGUUUGACGAGUUUGCUAUGAAAACAAGUCAAUACCAAUACUUUAACAUCAUUCACACAUUUGGAAUGACAAGGAAUUAUACACUAACAGAGGUGUAUCCAAUGAAUGUUUUGAAGAGUCUUGUAGGACAAGAGAUUGGAAUUGAACCCAAUCAUAGGGAACAAUUACAGAUUGCAAUAGAAACAAAUAGUACUACUAUUUAUGGACCAUUCCUUACUAUCAAUAAUCAAUACAGCUUGAUGGCUCAACAGCCAAUCCUUGAUUUCAAUUUAAAUUUCUGGGGAUUUUCCUUGGUUGUUUUGGAGUUUGGAGAAAUUUUUCAACAAGUUAACUUGACCUCUCUUUUGGAGAAUUACUCUAUUCGAUUUUAUGAUAACAAGCAAGGAAUGGUAUUUUAUCAAAGGCUUCUUUCAGAACAUAAGAAUUAUGAUCUGAAUAACUUGGAAAAUGCACAAUUUAUUUACGAAGCCAUUAAUAUUACAAUUAUUGAUACAACAUGGGAAAUGCUAUUAAUUCCAAUUGAUUAUCACGAUUCUAGUGUGUUGACAUUGGAAAUUUUAAUACCAAUCAUUAUUGUUGUAUUUGGUCUAUUGGCCAUACUCAUAUCUUCCAUAUCCUUCUCACGUUAUACAUUACGAGUUAGGGCAGACAAGGAGACUCUGGAGAUAUUUGCUUCUACAGACGAAACACUGAAAAAAGAAAUUGUAGAAUUUGUGGAAAAUACCUUAAAGAAGGUUGAAAAUUACGUAAAAGAAGAAAAUAAUUUGAUAGAAUGUAUCAAUUCCUUAGACCCUCUUGUCACUCUAUUUAUUGAUGAAUCUGCUUUAAUUAACACUGUUAACAGGCCCUUCUUGACUUUAUUUGGGUACAAUGAUGAAAGUGAAUUGGAAAAUGUGGACCUACAACAAAUCUUGCCACUGUUUGAUAUCACUGAUGUUUACAAAACACAUGAGAAAACACCUGCACAAGAUAGAGAAUACAUUCUUCAUUUCCCCUAUGUUGAGGGAUGUAAAAAAUUCGGAGCUCGGAUUAAACUAUCUCUAAGCCUGACUUUUAGCAAUACCUCAAUAACAGAGCCAGUUUUCUGCACAAUCCUACUCAAGCCAUCUGAAUCCUUAUUGAACAAUAUUCCAAUUGACGAGGAGAUUACUGAGAAUACGAGCAAGUUUAUGAAGACGAUAAUUGAAAAUAAGAGCAACAUGAUGAGUUUUAUAGAUUUUCUAAAAAAAAAGAGAAGACAAGAUGAUAGAAAUAUCAUCUUUAUUCAAAAUGUGAAAGCUUAUAAGGUCAUGAAAAAUAUACAGGAACGAAAUUCGUAUAUGGAGGAAAUAAUCACCGAUUGUAUAAUCUGUAAACCAAAUGAGAGACUCUAUGAUGUGAGCCCUGAAGCAUUUGAUUCAUUCCACAAAAAGGUACGAGAAAGUUCAGAAGAUAAAUCAGGUGUAUUUGAUGCUUUGGUAGUCAUUGUCAUUCAAAAUUUCUUCCUUCUCAAUGUGUUUGAUAGCUGGCAAAAAGAGAGAACUCGUAAAGAGGCACCUUUGAAGAAUUUGUUUGAUCCAAUUCUCAAAUCCAAGACUAAACUUUCAAACAUUAACUAAACUACAGUAAUUUGUGGAUCUCUUUACAACAACUCAACAAGUAGAUUGAAAAGUUUGAAUAUUAUCUGGAUAAAUUGAAUUUUCGUCAUUUGGCAAUACCUCACCAAAAUGAUACUUAGUGAUAUCCACUCGAUAGAAAACCUUGCCACAUGCAUCACUAUCACUAUCCAUCUUAUCUGAGUGACGAUGACAUUGGAUACAUGCUUACUUUCUAUCAUAGAUACUUUAAUCCAAAAUGUAAUGUAUUGUAAUCUCAUCCAUUAUUCAUUCUAGAUAAAUAGUGACACAAUCAAGCAUACU